Molecule: messenger RNA, 712 nt
Organism: Camellia sinensis
Lineage: Eukaryota; Viridiplantae; Streptophyta; Magnoliopsida; Ericales; Theaceae
Source: RefSeq, a predicted model, not a curated record
GUUUUCGGCUCUUUUGAUCACGAGCCAUCAUUGUCCAUUAUGGGUAUAUGGGUAUAAUGUCAAGAUUGGCAACUUGACUUAUUUCAUUGGAAAACAAGAAUACAUGUUGUAGAUGGUCUAAGACAGACUGUAUCAAAUUCGAUUUGAAUACUAAUUUGCAGGGGAAGAAAUGGCGAAAGCUCUACAACUUCCCAUCAUAGACCUCGCUUCUCUUGAUCGAAUCUCCACUGCCAAUUCCAUCCGUCAGGCAUGCAUAGAAUGUGGUUUCUUUUACCUCAUAAACCAUGGGGUAGAGCAGGAGUUGCUUAAGCAAGUGUUUGAUGAGAGCAAAAGAUUCUUCUCACUCCCCCUUGAAGAGAAGAUGAAAUUGCUUCACAGAGAAACAAGAGGUUAUACGCCACUGUAUGCCGAGAAUCUCAACCCUUCUUCAAGUUCUAAAGGUGACUCAAAAGAGAGUUUCUAUAUUGGUCCUCUGGAAAGCAUUUCAAGUCAUAGUAAUCUGAAUCAAUGGCCUUCAGAAGGAAAUUCCAGAAGUUUUGCCAUCUUGGAGACCUACUAUUGAAUCUUACUAUGAAAGAGUCCUGACUGCUGGAAAAAAGUUGAUCUCUUUAAUUGCUCUGGCUUUAAACUUGGAUGAAGACUUCUUUGAGAAAGUUGGGGCUUUCAAUCCACCAAUGCCAUUUCUUCGUCUUCUACACUAUCCUGGUUGAAU